GAGCAAAUACGUGGGACAGAGGUAGUAAGUACUACAGCUUUGGUGCAGUCUUCGCUCUGAAACUUGCGACGAUGGCAAGAUGGUCAGCGACGCUGUGGCUUAUCGCGGCAGUCCAAGCGUCCAUCCACGUAGUGCAUGGCCCUACAGUGGGAUGGAAGGCCAUGGAACGCAUGUUUGCUAGCGCCCCCGGAGGCAAGCACUCGAUUGUUCGCGUCGACUUCAACGCCACACCCGUCGACGUCACCUCGAUCCCAUCCGACAUGGAGUUCGCCGUCGCCGUGUCUAUCUUUGACACGGCUGAAGGCUCUGCGCCACCCUUGGAGUUCUGCGCCGAGAAGUACUAUCAUGGCGACCACGCGGUCGGCCACGUCUUCGCCGAUGUCACGUCCCAGCAAGUGCACGGGAGCGAGGAAUUCGUCGUGCAGCAUACCAGCGCGCAUAUCGUGGUCGUGUCUACAUGCGUGCGGCCCAAGUUCACCUUCGGCGACAACUCGACGGUCAAUCUAUUCCCGUUUCAGGACCUUGAAGGCGGCGUCGUGUACGACAUUGCCGCCGCCAUCUCGUUCGAAAAUGGCUAUGGGUACCUGCCUGGCCUUCUGUGGGGCUUGCUCCCAUUCAGCGGCUUGCUCUUGUUUGGGUACGUGUCUGUCCUGACGAUCUUUGCGGGGCUGUAUUGGUGCCACCGGUCCACUCUCCUUCGGCUGCACACGUUCAUUCUUGUGGUGCUGGUCUUGAUGACAGCCGAGUCGUUGCUGUGGUUUAUCACGUACGUUGACCUCAACUCGACCGGCCAAGCGAUUUGCUGCCCCUACCCGCCCAUGGUGGUCGCAUCCACUGCGUUGAAAGUGCUUUCCAAGCUCGUGGCUCGCGUGCUAACGAUGAUCUUGUGCCUCGGCUACGGCCUCGCGCGCCCCCACUUGACUGUUCCCGAGACCAUUCUCGUGACUGGUCUCGCGCUGUGUUAUGUCGUGUCGAGUGGCGUCUUGGAGAUUGUACAUCUAUCCAACCAAGCCAAAGGCACCGCCGAGCCGCCCUUGGUCUGGGAGGUGUUGGCGGUGGCGACAGACUGCUGCUUUGCCGGGUGGAUCUUUUUGUCUCUGACUGUGACUCGCAAAACCCUUCGGGCCACGGGCCAAACGGCCAAAUUGCGCAUGUACACCUGGCUCUUUGGCGUGCUCGUGGGAUUUGUCGCGAUCGCGUGUGGGUUUACGUUGUUUGAAAAUGCAGUAUAUGCCAACCAAGUGCCGUCAUUUACGUGGGAAUACAUGUGGAUGCUGUGGGCUGGAAGCCGCGUGUUAAACUACGCGCUGGUCGUGGUCUUGUCUGUGAUAUGGCGCCCCAUGCAAACCAGCUCCCUCGUCGCAUAUUCGCUGCAAGUGCCUUCGACUGACGACGAGACGCGACUGGACAAAGCACCUCAAGUGUUUGAAGCUGACCAAACUCCAGCUACGGCAGCGCAAGACAAGGAUGAUCAGGAUGGUCAUAUUGGCGUGCAAAAGGAUGCUGUCGACGCAGCUUAAGACCACGCAAUGGGGUUGUGGACUACUAGUAGUACUGUAGUAGUACUAGUUGGAGGCGCAGCUAGCUACAGUCGAUGCAAAGGAGGACUUGCUUAAUCCGUGAAUUUAUACUUGACUUGUUAGUCCGAUCGAA
Messenger RNA from Aphanomyces astaci, 1653 nucleotides. RefSeq lists its product as hypothetical. Gene Ontology annotation, biological process: transport. The transcript is spliced from 5 exons. The record is from RefSeq and is a predicted model, not a curated record. NCBI's taxonomy places the organism in Eukaryota, Oomycota, Saprolegniomycetes, Saprolegniales, Verrucalvaceae. The coding region runs from base 72 to 1520 and encodes 482 amino acids. Gene Ontology annotation, cellular component: membrane; Golgi apparatus.